Pan troglodytes (chimpanzee) is the source of this 3516-nucleotide messenger RNA. RefSeq names its product sarcoma antigen 1-like. The record is from RefSeq and is a predicted model, not a curated record. Gene Ontology annotation, cellular component: integrator complex. The transcript has 23 exons. Lineage: Eukaryota; Metazoa; Chordata; Mammalia; Primates; Hominidae. Gene Ontology annotation, biological process: snRNA 3'-end processing.
AUGGUCCAAGCGCAAUGGAAGGAAGGGAAGCUGCAGGCCACCACGUGCCCUGCUCCAACCGAACUCUGGGAUCUGUGUGGGGCGCCAGAGUCCCUAGGAGAAGCCUCUCGCUCAGUGGGUGCCAGCCUAGAGAACCAGGAAGCGCAGCCCUCCCCUUCGCUGACUCUGGCGCCCUCUAAAGGCGGCCUUCAGAUCGUAGAGUGCAUAUUUAAGCAGCCCUCACAGGUUUAUCCAGUUGGAAAAGUGACAGAACCUAGGUCUGUCAGAUUUCAGAGAUUGCACACGCAAAUACUAUAUGACACUGCCUACCGCUGUGAGUUCAGCAGAGAAUUCCUUGUUUAUAUGGAAAUAACAAAGCUGAUAGUGUCCAGGAUAAUUGGCAUCAGUUUACAAACCCUCUGUACCCCAAUGUUGGAUCAUAUAUUUCAGCUGUGUAGCGCCGAUUCAUGUGCCAGUUAUGUUCCAGUUAUAAAUCAAAGUGUUCUAGUAACACACAUAGUUAAUUAUGAGGACUAUCUGCAGAUGCAGGCUUCUCCACUUCAAACGAGUCAACCAACUCCACCGGAAGAACUUCAUACAGUUGGCUGUGUGUCUACAAAUGAUGGGCAGCAAAUGAGAAGUGAUGAAGUAAAUCAGGUUGCAACAGGGCAUCAAAGCAAACAGAAACGUUCCAGAAAAUCCAAGAGACACUCUUCAUCUAAGAGAAGGAAGAGUAUGUCCCUGCGGUUAGACAAACAGGAAGAUGCUAGCAUCACUCACAAUGUCCAUGAAGAGAAGGUAAAAAAUGGCCAGCCAGCACCUGGUAAUGUCAUCACAACUGUUCCACCAGUGCUUAUUAAUAUGGCUGCAGCUGGUAUUUCAUCCGUGAGUACUAGGGAUCAGUAUGCUGCAGUCACUCACAGCAUUCGUGAAGAGAGGAUAAAUAACGGCCAACCAGCACCUGAUAACACCUUGUCGACUGCUCCAGCAUGGCUUGGUAAUAUGGCAGCAGCUGGAGUUUCAUCCACGAGCACGAGAGAUCUGUAUGUUACCAUCACUCACAAUGUCCGUGAAGAGAGGAUGGAAAAUGACCAACCCCAAACUGAUAAUGUCUUGUCAACUGCUCCACCACAGCUUGGUUAUAUGGCUGCAGCUCCAUCCACAAGUAUCAGGGAUCUGUAUGCUAUAGUCACCUUCACAGUCCCUGAAGAGAAGAUGGAAAAUGGCCAACCCCAAUCUGAGAACCUCUUGUCAACUGCUCCAACAGGGUUUAUUAAUAUGGCAGGAGCUGUUAUUCCAUCCAUGAGUACCAAUGAUCUGUAUUCCACCGUCACUCACAAUGUCCGUGAAGAGAAGAUGGAAAAUGACCAACCCCAACCUAAUAACAUGUUGUCAACUGUUCAACCAGUGGUUAUUUAUUUGGCAGCAGCUGGUAUUCUGGGCAUGAGUACCAGGGAUCAGCAUGCUACCGUCACUCACAAUGUCUGUGAAGGGAGGGUGGAAAAUAACCAACCACUACCUAAUAACGGCUUGUCAACUGUUCUACCAGGGCUUACUUAUUUGGCAGCAGCUGGUAUUCCAGCCAUGAGUACCAGGGAUCAGUAUGCUACCGUCACUCACAAUGUCUGUGAAGGGAGGGUGGAAAAUAACCAACCACUACCUAAUAACGGCUUGUCAACUGUUCUACCAGGGCUUACUUAUUUGGCAGCAGCUGGUAUUCCAGCCAUGAGUACCAGGGAUCAGUUUGCUACCAUCAAUCACAAUGUCCAUGGAGCGAGGAUGGAAAAUGGCCAACCGCAACAGGAUAAUGUCUUGUCAAAUUUUCUAUUCGGGCUUAUUAAUAUGGCAGGAACUGGUACUCCUUCAGUUAGUACCAGGGAUCUGUAUGCUACCAUCACUCACAAUGUCCGUGAAGAGACGACGGAAAAUGGCCAAUGCCAAACUGAUAACGUCGUAUCAACUGUUCCACCACAGCUUGGUCAUAUGGCAGCAGCUGGUAUUCCAUCCAUGAGUACCAGGGAUCUGUAUGCUACCGUCACUCAAAAUGUCCGUGAAGAGAGGAUGGAAAAUAACCAACCAUCACCUAAUAACGUCUUGUCAACUCUUCUACCAGGACUUACUUAUUUGGCAACAGCUGGUAUUCUAGCCAUGAGUACCAGGGAUCAGUAUGCUGCAGUCACUCACAUCGUCUGUGAGGAGAAGAUAAAUAACGACCAGCCAGCACCUGAUAACAUCUUGUCAACUGUUCCACCAUGGAUUGGUAAUAUGGCUGCAGCUGGAAUUUCAUCCACGAGUACCAGGGAUCUGUAUGCUACAGUCACUCACCAUGUCCGUGGAGAGAAGAUAAAUAAUGGCCAACCAGCACCUGAUAACUUCUUGUCAUCCGUUACACCAGGGCUUAUUAAUGUGUCAGUAGAUGGUAUUCCACUCAUGAGUACCAGGGAUCAGUAUGUUACUGUCACUCACAAUGCCCAUGAAGAGAAGAUGGAAAAUGGCCAACAAGCAGCUGAUAACUCCUUGUUAGUGGUUCCACAGGGGCAUAUUAAUCUGUCAGGAGCUGGUAUUUCAUCCAGGAGUACCAGGGAUCUGUAUGCUACUGUCAUUCACAAUAUCCAAGAGGAGGAGAUGGAAAAUGGUCAAACGCCUCCUAAUGGCUUCCUGUUAAAUUCUGCUCCACCAGAGCUUAUAAAUAUGACAGGAGAUCAUAUGCCACCAAACGCAUUGGAUUCUUUCUCCUACAACUUCACUAGUCUCAGCAGAGAUAAGCUGCUUUACAAACCUGAUAGUAAUGACUUGUGGUAGGCACCAAAAAUGGUCUCUGCAGGUGACCCACCAGUCACAGCAAUGUCUUCAGUGGAAACUGUGCCAAAUAUACCACAAAUAUCUCCUGCCAUGGCAAAGAAAAUUAAUCAUGAUAUAAAAUGUCAAUUAAUGAAAGAAGUUUGAAGGUUUGGGCAAAAUUAUAAAAGAAUUUUCAUUUUGCUUGAAGAACUACAAGGAUCUAUGAAAGUCAAGAGACAAUUUGUUGAAUUUACCAUCAAGGAAGCAGUAAGGUUUAAAAAAGUUGCCUUAAUUCAGCAACUCGAGAAGGUGCUUAAAGAUAUAGGUUCCCACUGCCAUCUCAGAAAAGUUAAGCACAUGAGAAAAAAAAUAAUUGUGUUAGUGCAAAGACCAAGGAGAAACAAGGAUACACGCAGCAGGAUGGAACAGGUUAUUGCUGAAGCUCCCUAUAAUUUUGAAGUGAAGAGAAUUCCCUUCCAAAAGCUAAGAAAAAAAGAGAUGGAAAGUGAUGAAGAGAACAAAAUGGCCUGCUGGCAGUAUCGAUCUCUUUUCAAUGGAGUCACUGUUGUGUCCCUUGUCAAAAGCAUUUCUUCCUUUGGAACUAAGACUUCUAGUACAGGAGAGCCUAAAAUCAGAAGGACAGGAAGCACUUAUGCUAGUGGUUCACGGCGGGGAAACUUCCAGAACCUUGAGAAAGAAAUGUCUGGUGAUGAAGCCACCCAGUCUGUGGUAUUCUGUGAUAGCAACUCGAGCUGA